Messenger RNA from Tremella mesenterica DSM 1558, 360 nucleotides. RefSeq lists its product as uncharacterized. The record is from RefSeq and is a predicted model, not a curated record. The transcript has 3 exons. NCBI's taxonomy places the organism in Eukaryota, Fungi, Basidiomycota, Tremellomycetes, Tremellales, Tremellaceae. Bases 1 to 360 code for a protein of 119 amino acids.
AUGUCUAAGCGCACUGCCAACCUUGAACAAUUUAUUGACUUUGACGGGGGUGUUGGGCCAUCUGCCACCGGUGAGGAUCCAUCUCCCGUCAAAUCUGUUGAGUCCAAACACGGCACCAUCGUUGAGAAUCAAAAUUCUCCUGCCAGUAAGCCCGCUGCUCCUCCUUCUGACUACUCAGAGGAUUUGGUGGAGGUUCCCAAUGAACUCGGACAAAUUUUUCACACCCCUCACAAGAUUCCUGUCAACAAUGAACUUGCCAAGGCCCUCGCCGCUCAAAAGGACUCGGAAAUCGCUGUUCUUUGGGCCAAAAUGACUUUUUCUUUGGUUGGUAAAGCUUUGAAAGACGAAGCCCUCGAUUGA